This is a messenger RNA of Thelazia callipaeda (thelaziosis nematode), 429 nucleotides long. The record is from the annotation of a GenBank genome assembly. NCBI's taxonomy places the organism in Eukaryota, Metazoa, Nematoda, Chromadorea, Rhabditida, Thelaziidae.
AUGGCAGAUGAAAUUUGGUUAAUGCUAUCAAAUGAUAGUAAAACAGAAAUAUGGCCAGAUGUUCCAUCUGAAAAUUUUACAAACGAUACAUCGCAAUCUAAUCAAUCCAUAAUUAUUCCACCAAUAAAUCAGUAUGAGUAUCAGUGCCGUCAAACAAUGUCAGAUACAGAUGAUCAAAUAUUUACAUUAUUACCAGUGUCUAGUUUAUUCAUCUCACUUGCCUUCAUUAUAGCAUCGUCUUAUUUAUUUGCAACUGUAAUGACAGAGAUUAAUAAAGGUUGCAUCUUGCUUCAGCUACGUAAUGCUUUGUUGGCUACUGAAGAUGCUAUGUUGUUAGUAAUGGAUUCUGUUUUAGUAUGCCUUAUGCCUGGAAAUCUUAUUAAUUUAAUUUGUGCAAAAAGUGCUACUCCUACAACAAAAAAAUGGUAA